Entelurus aequoreus (snake pipefish) is the source of this 2452-nucleotide messenger RNA. It is a transcript of the gene hdac10, whose product is annotated as histone deacetylase 10. NCBI's taxonomy places the organism in Eukaryota, Metazoa, Chordata, Actinopteri, Syngnathiformes, Syngnathidae. Bases 53 to 2059 code for a protein of 668 amino acids. The transcript has 18 exons. Gene Ontology annotation, molecular function: histone deacetylase activity. Gene Ontology annotation, biological process: chromatin organization. Gene Ontology annotation, cellular component: histone deacetylase complex. The record is from RefSeq and is a predicted model, not a curated record.
UGUCCAGAUGGAGGCGCUAUAAGGCUCACUUUUCUCCUGCUGCUUCAUUCCAAUGGAGAACCCCCUUGCUGCCCGCUGCAGAAAGAAGAUGGGCACAGCUUUAGUGCACGACGAAGAGAUGACUCGCUACAAACUGCUGUGGUUUGAUCCAGCCUGUGCGAUCGAGACCCCCGAGCGUCUGACAGUGAGUCACGAAGCCUUGGUCAGGACCGGCCUGGCUGCUCGAUGUGUUCCUACACCUGUCCGAGAGGCCUCGGAUGAUGACAUUCUACUAGUGCACAGCAAGGAGUACCUAGACGCAGUGAAGAAGACCCCCUACAUGACUCUAGAUGACCUCAAGGAGUUCACCCUACAUUACGGGGACGUGUACUUUCACCCAAACAUCUAUCACUGUGCCAAAUUGGCUGUGGGCGCCGCGUUGCAACUGGUAGAUGCCGUUAUGACCGGGAAGGUGAGAAAUGGCAUGGCUUUGGUCAGACCCCCAGGACAUCACAGCAUGCGCAGUGCUGCCAGUGGAUUCUGUGUCUUCAACAAUGUGGCCAUAGCAGCCAAGUACGCCCAGCAAAAAUAUGCUGUUCAAAGAGUGCUAAUAGUCGACUGGGACAUACAUCAUGGUCAAGGGGUGCAAUAUGCCUUUGAGGACGAUCCAAGUGUGCUUUACUUCUCCUGGCAUCGCUAUGAGCACCAGGAAUUCUGGCCUAAUCUCAGAGACUCAGACUAUGACUGUGUGGGCAAGGACAACGGUGCUGGCUUCACUAUAAAUGUGCCAUGGAACAAGAUUGGAAUGCAGAACAGCGACUACUUGGCCGUCUUCUGUCACGUCCUCCUGCCGGUCGCCUACGAGUUUGGCCCUGAGCUGGUGUUGGUGUGUGCAGGCUUUGACUCCGCCAUCGGCGACCCAGAGGGUGAAAUGUGUGCCACCCCGGACGUCUUCGCCCACCUCACUCACCUGCUGAUGAACCUGGCCGGGGGGAAAUUAUGUGCCGUUUUGGAGGGAGGAUACAACCUGACUUCACUCAGCCAGUCUGUGUGUCUCACUGUUCAAAGUCUGCUUGGCGACCCUCCGCCCCGGCCCACGGACCUCCAAGGACCCUGUCAAAGUGCUCUGGAGUCCAUUCAGUGCGUGCGCUCCGCCCAUCGCAAGUACUGGUCCUGCCUUCAACAUGCAGCGGAAAGACCCUCCUCAGAUGUGAGCACUAAGCUAGAAGCAAGUGGAGAGGCAAGAGUUAGCAAAGCUGACUUAGUGUGGCCCCAGCCUGCCAGACACCUUCCUCCUGCCUUGGGCACCGCAGCAGUGAUCCCUGAGGACCUGCUUUGUCCCCUCGGCUGCUUCAGGUUCCCCCGAGACCCCCACUCACAAAGAGAUGUGGAUGUUUCUACGUGGUCCAGCCUCACUCCAAGAAGAGAUGUGGAUGUUUCUACGUGGUCCAGCCUCACCGCACUUGUGGGGAGACUGGAGAAGAAUGAGAUCAGAAACGGCUUGGCCUUGGUGAGUGACGUCUCCAUGGCGAUGGCGCAUGUCUUCGGGCACACUCCCAAACAACGAGUUUUGGUGGUGUGUGUUGGAGACACUGAAGUCCUGAGUGGCCUACCAGAGGACGGGAAAACACUUACAGUGCACUUCAGCAAGGAGGCGCUAGACAAGCCCAGGUGCAAAUAUUACAUCCCGGUGUGUCUGAAGAAGAGCUUGAUGCAGGCCGCCUGCAGCCUCCUCCUGCCACUCAGCUACCAGUACGACCCCGACCUGGUCCUGCUGGCCCGGGUGCCAGGGAGCCACGUGGACCAGAGCGAGUGGCAGCAGCUUGUAGGCCUCCUGCAGGGUCUGGCUGGGGGUCACAUGCUGGUGCUCAUUCAGGAAGGUGAAAAGACUCUUGUGGGGCCGACAGCGUCCUCCCUCUCUGGGAGCCCCGCCUCCUCUCUGGGGCCACUUCCUGCUCCAGGAGCUGAGGACAUUGAGGCGCUGGAGAGCCUGAAAUGGCGGCUGACGACUGACUGGAAGCUACUGCAGACGUGCAAAGACUUUACUGCUUGUUGUUCAACAAAAGCAGCAACAACAUGACAUGCAUUAACACAAAAGCAUUCACCACUUUGCUCAACAUCUCUUUUACAUGUGGACCACCACCCACAUCUCUUUUACAUGUGGACCACCACCCACAUCUCUUUUACAUGUAUGCUAGCAUGUGGACCACCACCCACAUCUCUUUUACAUGUAUGCUAGCAUGUGGACCACCACCCACAUCUCUUUUACAUGUGGACCACCACCCAUAUCUCUUUUACAUGUAUGCUAGCAUGUGGACCACCACCCACAUCUCUUUUGCAUGUAUGCUAGCAUGUGGACCACCACCAGCAUCUCUUUUACAUGUAUGCUAGCAUGUGGACCACCACCCACAUCUCUUUCAACGUAUGCUAGCAUGUGGACCACCACCCACAUCUCUUUUACAUGUAUGCUAGC